UCGAGCUCUAAGAUGAAGAUAUCCUGACUGAAAACUUUAGUGUAAAUGGAAAUAACGUGCGAAAAGCGAUGAUUGCAGUUGCCCAUGUGUUUUUACCUAAAGAACUUCAAAUAAAGGGACGCAACCUGUCGAAGGCGCGAAAGAGUUCCCAUCCCGCGCGAAGACAAGAAAUCGUGUCAGGAAGAAACGUGUUUUAUCGGUGUGUUUUAUCAAAUGAUUCCCAGAUGACAGGUUAUUAUAGUGGCAGACAUGCCAGCCAACCUCACCAUCUCCAACCACACCACGAACUACAACUUCCCAGCGCUCAUAUUCGGGAUUUUAUUGAUUAUUUUCAUCAUAUGUGGGAACGUUCUGGUGUGCCUGAGCGUUUACACUGAGAAAGCGCUGAAAACUACAACCAACUACUUCAUAGUCAGUUUGGCUGUUGCAGAUUUGUUCUUGGCUGUGCUGGUUCUGCCACUGUUUGUGUACGCAGAGUUCCAGGAUGGGGUUUGGUCCCUGAAUAUGACCUUAUGUGAUGGACUGAUGACCAUGGAUGUGAUGCUUUGCACCGCCUCGAUAUUUAACCUCUGUGCUAUCAGCAUCGACAGGUUCAUCGCCGUGUCUAUCCCUCUUAAUUACAACCGCAAACACGUGGACCAGCGACAGAUUGUCCUGCUUUCUGCCACAUGGAUCCUGGCCUUAGCCGUGGCCUCCCCCGUGAUAUUCGGAAUCAACGACGUCCCUAACCGGGACGACAGCGAAUGCAAAUUGGAGGACAACAACUAUGUGAUAUACUCCUCCGUCUGUUCGUUUUUCGUGCCAUGCCCCAUCAUGCUGUUGCUGUAUUGCGGAAUGUUCCGGGGACUGAGGAACUGGGAGGAGGCACGGAAAGCCAAGCUGAGGAGCAGCAUGCAGGCCUGCAAGAAGCUCCAGGAGGCCGCCGCGUCGCUGCAACCUAUGGCUGGCUUGCCGCCACCUCUGCCCCCCGUAAUCGUGAAAGACCUCAAAGAUAUUUCCCUUGAAGAACUGGAUCAGGAUCAGUAUCCAGAUGAUGGCCCAUAUCAAGCGAACUGUAAGGAUGGAGGAGUGUCCAUGCUUGCCUACCCUAGUGGGAGCAACAAUGAAGAUCAGAACCAGAACCGGCACAGGAAGAGUGCAAAGAUAAAUGGAAGGGAGAGGAAAGCCAUGAGGGUACUUCCUGUUGUAGUAGGUGCCUUCCUGUUCUGCUGGACACCAUUCUUCGUAGUACACACGAUGAGGGCGCUCUGCGAGGAGUGCGACAUCCCCAGCUACGUCAUCAGCAUAGUGACCUGGCUGGGCUAUGUCAACAGUGCCCUUAACCCUAUUAUCUACACUGUCUUCAACACAGAGUUCAGAAAGUUCUUUCGGAAGUUCCUGCCGACUCUGCCCAAUUGCUGCUAGCCUGAACUUGCUCUUCGCUAACGGGUUGCGAACAAACGAACAAAACAAAAGUGUAAAUAAACCAGAUAAAAUACAGCAUGUUUUAUAACACAAAUAUAAAAGUAAGGCUAUAAUGCACUAAGAUGUUUCCUGCCAUUAUGUUUUACUUUUAAUUUUGUAUGUUUACGUUUUGCGAGCUGACAUCAAAGGGCCUCAUUCAUGAAACACAAAGAAAGAACUUCUUUGUAAAUCAUUUGUAAAAUCAUUCUUACGUAUUGGUGCAUCCAUAAAAAUAAGAGCAGAACCAAUUUCUCUGUAAAUAGUUCAUAAAAUCAUUCUUGCGUAAAUUGUUGCGUUCUUGAAACAUAAGAUAAACUAAUUUCAGUGUAAAUUGUUCAUAAUUUCAUUCUUAUGUAAAUUGCUGGAUCCAUAAAAUACGAGUAGACAAAAUUUAUCUGUAAAUUGUUCAUAAAAUCAUUUUUUUUCUCCCCAAUUUGGAAUGCCCAGUUCCCAAUGCACUCUGUAUCCUCGUGGUGGCGUAGUGCCUUGCCUCAGUCCGGGUGGCGGUUGCCUCCGCGUCUGAGACUGUCAAUCUGCGCAUCUUAUCACAUGGCUUGUUGAGCGUGUUACCGCAGAGACAUAGCACCUGUGGAGGCUUCAUGCUAUUCUCUGCGGCAUCAACACAUAACUCACCACACACCCCACCGAGAGCGAGAACCACAUUAUAACAACCACGAGGAGGUUACCCCAUGUGACUCUACCCUCCCUAGCAACCGGGCCAAUUUGGUUGCUUAGGAGACCUGGCUGGAAUCACUCAGCAUGCCCUGGAUUUGAACUCAUGACUCCAGGGGUGGUAGGCCCCAUUCUUAAAAUCAUUCUUACGUAAAUUGGUGCAUCCAUAAAAAUAAGAGCAGAACACAUUUUCUGUAAAUCGUUUGUAAAAUCAUUCUUAAGUAAAUUGCUGCGUUCAUUAAACAUGAGCAUAACAAAUUUCAGUGUAAAUUGUUCGUAAGAUCAUUCUUACGUAAAUUGGCGCAUUCAUAAAACACAAGUAGAGCAAAUUUCUCUGUAAAUCGUUUAUAAAGUCAUUCUUAAGUAAAUUGUCGCAUUCAUGAAAUAUGAGCAAGACAAAUUUCAGUGUAAAUUGUUCGUAAGAUCAUUCUUUUCAUUUAUUUAUUUUGUAUCCCCUUCCCAAUUUGGAAUGCCCAAUUCCUACCACUCAGUAGGUCCUCGUGGUGGUGCGGUUACUCACCUCAAUCUGGGUGGCAGAGGACAAGUCUCAGUUGCCUCCGCUUCUGAGACUGUCAAUCCACGCAUCUUAUCACUUGGCUCAUUGUGCACGACACCGCGGAGACUCACAGCAUGUGGAGGCUCAUGCUACUCUCCGCGAUCCACACACAACUUAACACACAUCCCUUUUAGGGGCAGUGGUGGCUCAGCAGUUAAGGCUCUGGGUUACUGAUCAGGAGGUUGGGGGUUCAAGUCCCAGCACUGCCAAGAUGCCACUGUUGGGCCCUUGAGCAAGGCCCUUGACCCUAUCUGCUCCAGGGGUGCCAUAUCAUGGUUGACCCUGCACUCUGACCCCAGCUUAGCUGGGACAUGUGAAAAAAAAAAAUAAUUUCACUGCAAGUGUACAAUGUGUGAAAAAUAAAUACAAUUAUUUAAAAAAAAAUUAUAAUUAUUGAGAGCGAGAACCACUAAUCGCAACCACAAGGAGGUUACCCCAUGUGACUCGACCCUCCCUAGCAACUGGGCCAAUCUGGUUGCUUAGGAGACCUGGCUGGAGUCACUCAGUACACCCUGGAUUCAAUCUUACGAUUUCAGGGGUGGUAGUCUCGUAAGAUCAUUCUUAAAACUUUUUGUUUAUAAAAUGAUUCUUGCAUCAAUGGAAAUACCUUUUGUUGUUUACAUGUGAGAGCAUCAAAGUAACAUGGACUAAUGCGAAAAUACAGAAUGGUUUUACAAACAAAUUUUUUUCUUGUGUUUCAUAAAUGAGGUCCAAUGUACGCUUUGAAGCUUCUAUGACAGCAAUGUCUGUGGAAAUGUCAUUUAUGAUGACCUCUCUUUGCCAUUACUGCAUUCUCAUGUGGUACAUGGAGUAGCAUGCCCGCGGUUCAUGAGCCUAGGCAUCACACACAGGGCGUUCAUUUAGUAUCCAGUUGCACUGACUUUCAUCUGAGAAAUCAAUGUUUUUCACAGACAAGAACAAUUUUGUGCUGAUGUCUGAGUAAUAGAAGAUAAUAGGAUACAAUUACAAGCCUAAUCUAAAAGAAGACAUCAGGAUGAGUGACAUCAUGAAUGCCAAGAACUAAGAAGAUUACUACCAAGAGUUGAACUUAAGGUGACAGUGAGCAUGACACUAAUGUGGUGGAUGCAGCUGGAAACGAAAAGGCGAAUGCUAACUUUAUUUAGACAAUUGAAAGAAUGACUUUUAGUGUUCCCAAUGUUAUUGAUGCUAAGGAUGACAGUUUUAGCAGCAAUUAAAUGAAUAAACAAUCCAAUUUCAGGCAUGGAGCGAGUUAACCAAGUUGAAGAAAGAAUCUCCAAUGUGGACACUAAACAAUUGCUACGUUAAUUUCUCCAACGAUGCAUAGUACCAUAGUGGUAAAGCAGUGAGUUUUGUCGUUGUACGGGAAAAACACAGAACAAAUUCCUAUGUAAAUAAUUUGUAAAACCAGUUAUACGUUAUGUUCAUGAAAAUUGUUUGUAAAAUCACUCUGACGUUAAUUGUCACAUUCAUGAAACUUGAGCAGAACAAACCUAGUGUAUGUUGUUUGUAAAAACCAUUCUUACAUUGUGAGAUUCAUAAACAUGGACAGAACGAAUUCCUAUGGAAAUUGUUUGUAAAAUCAUUCUUGCAUAAA
Molecule: messenger RNA, 4247 nt
Organism: Myxocyprinus asiaticus (Chinese sucker)
Lineage: Eukaryota; Metazoa; Chordata; Actinopteri; Cypriniformes; Catostomidae
Product: D(4) dopamine receptor-like
Exons: 4
Coding region: 250-1404 (384 amino acids)
Biological process (GO): adenylate cyclase-inhibiting dopamine receptor signaling pathway; adenylate cyclase-activating adrenergic receptor signaling pathway
Cellular component (GO): plasma membrane
Molecular function (GO): G protein-coupled receptor activity; dopamine neurotransmitter receptor activity, coupled via Gi/Go
Source: RefSeq, a predicted model, not a curated record